AUGGCGAAACAAGGCGCAAGCCAGAGCCCAGCGAGCGAGAGAAGAAGCCACUCACAAUACAAAGGUGCUCGAAAGCGAAAAUGGGGGAAAUGGGUGUCGGAGAUCAGACUACCCAACAGUCGUGAAAGGAUUUGGUUGGGAUCUUACGACACUCCCGAGAAAGCAGCACGUGCUUUCGACGCCGCUCUUUUCUGCUUACGCGGCCGUUCUGCUAAGCUCAACUUCCCUGAUAACCCACCGGAAAUAGCCGAUGGCAGGUCUUUGACCCCCUCCGAAAUCCAAGCCGUCGCCGCACGAUUCGCCAACUCGGACCCUCCGAGGACCCAAAAGGAACCCCCUUCGCCGUCCGUACGGUUGGAGAGUGAGUUCGCUGUGGAGGGAUCGUUUCUGGAUGUUUUGACAAAGGGUUCGGGUUACGGGAUAUUCCCAGAAUGGGAUGAGUUUUCAGGUGAGUUUCUGGGAUCAACGAUUCCCGACAUGGACUGCGAAGAGGAUACUGUUGAUGGGGUUUUGGACCCUGAAUCUUUUCUAUGGAAUUUCUAA
Hibiscus syriacus is the source of this 543-nucleotide messenger RNA. RefSeq names its product ethylene-responsive transcription factor ERF017-like. Gene Ontology annotation, molecular function: DNA-binding transcription factor activity; DNA binding. NCBI's taxonomy places the organism in Eukaryota, Viridiplantae, Streptophyta, Magnoliopsida, Malvales, Malvaceae. Bases 1 to 543 code for a protein of 180 amino acids. The transcript has a single exon. Gene Ontology annotation, biological process: regulation of DNA-templated transcription. The record is from RefSeq and is a predicted model, not a curated record.